Molecule: messenger RNA, 2445 nt
Organism: Amoebophrya sp. A120
Lineage: Eukaryota; Dinophyceae; Syndiniales; Amoebophryaceae
Source: the annotation of a GenBank genome assembly
CGCGUAAAAGUAAAACUAUAUCGAUAAGGCGGAGUCUUCCCAGAGAGAUAACUACUUACGUGGACCGCGACUUGUUUGCCGCGGUCGUACAGUUUGUUACCAUCGGUUCCCAUGGACGUCCUCAAUUUUUUCUUGGAGGAGAAUAGCGAUAAUAUUGAAGCCAUAAGCAUAAACUUUCUUAAUAGUUAGCCGGCAUGUCCAAGCUUCUGCACGGAGCGGGGGAGGUCUGCGCCCCUGACACCGACGCCAAGGCCGCGCAACAUGUGGUGCCCCACAUACGCCUCUAAUCGCCUGGGUGUAGGUGCGGACUUAAUUCGUUCACUCCGUGUACUGCAAGCCUCGUCUUCCUCGCCCCUUCGCACGAUAAGUGGGUUGCAGCAGGAUGGCGAGCGUAUCCCUAGCGUCGCUGCUUCCGGUCCUCCUGCUCUUUCUAUUGAGCGGGGCGGGGAAUACACUCAUAGCAUCAUGGAUGGACAGCAUACGAAUUGACGGCAACAAAUUCGACCAUCCGUUUGUGCAGUGCUGGGUCAUGUUUUUGGGUGAAGCGAGCUGUCUGGCGGUGUUUACACUAAAACAUUUGAUCACAAAAUCGAGGAGAACUGGCGUCACGAUCAGUCCAUGGCGACGAGAAACCCUCCUGUUUGCGAUACCAUGUAAGCUUGCUGAAGUUUUCUUCUACAUGACUACAUACAAUUUUUUUCUUGUCUGCCUUGCCAUCUUUUGUUGGUUGCGCUCCGGUCGUGCCGGCACCGAUUUGGAAGAUAAAAAUUCAUUCUGCAGGUUGUUUCGACUGGGCGAGCAGUACCAUGGUAUACAUUUCCUACACUUACCUGCCCGCUUCCGUCGUGCAAAUGCUCCGGGGCAGCUUGAUCAUCUUCGUGUGUCUGAUCUCGGUUUUCGUUUUGAAAAACAAGCUUUACGCCCACCACUUCGUCGGCGUCGGGAGUGUCUUAGUGGGUAUUUUCCUGGUAGCGCUGUCCAGUAUCCUGCAGGGCGGAAGCUCCACGACCGGGAAAGGCAAAAACCCACUAGUCGGCGUCUGCAUCUGCAUCACGGCACAAAUGUUCGCGAGUGGGAUCAUGACCAGUGAGGAAUUUAUCUUCAAGCGAAUCAAAAACAUCGAGCCGCUGCAAGCUGUGGGAAUAGAGGGGGGAUGCGGUACAGCUCCUAUUUUAUUUGUGGCGGGUUAUUUCUUCACUUAUUCAUUCUAGAACCUCCCACCUCCUGCUGCGUAUCCUAUGGACCCCCAUAAAUGAAUCGCGAAAACAAAAAAGAACCUUUUCAGGGAUCACCUUUGGCGUCGUAAUUUUAACCGUCGCACAAUUGCUCCGCGUGGAUAAUGUGAAAGACGCGAUAUACGACAUUACGCACUCAAAGCAGGCAGCCUCCGCUUGCGUCUUGCUCGCCUGCUCCAUCGCGGUCUUCAACGUUUGCGGGCAGAAAAUCACGAAAAACAUUUCGGCCAUGGCCCGCUCGGCCCUGGAUUCGAGUCGAACGAUUCUCGUUUGGGGCGCCGAACUUGCGUUCGGGUGGCGCGUGUUCGCGUACGAUACGCUGCCCUUCUGGGUCCAGCCCUUCGGAUUCGUGUUCAUCGUGUUGGGCCAGAUGCUGUACUUCAACACCAUAAAAAUCCGGUCUCUGAUGGGACCGGAAGAAAUCGCGGAGAUGGAGCAGAAGGCGGCGCUUGAAAAGGCCGAACAGACCACAAUCUCGACGACCGCAGACUCUACGGGCAGCUAUAACCUAGACUCGCUCGACCUAGAAAUGGAUAAUCCAGUCGCGCCGUCGCGGGACGCCCGCAGGGUGCCACUCGUGGUAUCAAGACCGGCGCAAGUAGCUGCUGUGCAAUAGCUCCGUAUAAUUGCAGUUGCGUGGCGGUACCUAGCAGCACGUAUUACUAUCCAGUGCGAAGCUGAGGCGCCGGCGAGAACAUUGACGGAAUUGAUUUCUCAGUGGGACCGCGACGCUUCGGCUGCAAUUUGAUUUUUUGAAUGCAGAGCUGCAGCUUGAAUUUACAGUGCCGGCACGAAUGCUUCACAGCUUUCUGAGCAGACAUUCGCAUGACUAAGCUUUGACCUGCUCGCAGAUCCGCACAUGCGCAUUCCUGAUGUAGUGUAAAAAAGAAUAGUAAGCUAAAAAAGCCUGCCACUGUAAGCGCAUGAAAGCGCACACUUUUGAUUGCUCAGUUGCUGUUGAUGUGACAUUAAAGAAAAAAGUUGCUGCAAGAGUGAUACAUACUACGACAUCCGUGCUCCUUUCUGCAAAGUAUUUUUUGUGUUUUUGUGCACCAGGAACGGUCUACAGAAUUGCAAAUUUUGAAUCAGUAAUGGUCUUGAUGUGGAGUGUCACGACGGACACGGCUCACUCGGUCACAGAUUUGAAUACUCUUGUUGAGUGAAAGGCUCCACACGACAAGACUCAAGGAUUGCGCAAAGACAAGAGCAC